AUGCCCAGCACGGGCAGCGCCGGCAUCAUAGCGCGGGUGGCGCCGGCUGCGGGAUCCAAGCGCGGCGGCUGGAUCUGGGCGCGGCGGGAUCCCAGCACGGGCGACGGCGUGAUGCCCCUAACCCUAGCUGCAUUCUGGACAAGGAGCCGAGUAGAUGCCGCCGACGACCGUGUCCAAGGGGCGCGGGGCCGCCCGCUCCGCCCCGCCGCUCUUCGUCCCCUACCUCCGCCGCAUCGUCAAGAAGGAUUCAGUGAGGAGGCCCAUCAUGCAGACUUCAAAACAAGGUAUGGAACUGAAGGAAAGAGGAUUCCUGCUGGUUUCAAGGGACAUAACAAGCAAAGGGGGAAGGAAGUAGACCUUGCAAAGUUGCAGUUGGAAAAAGAGAAGCUGGAAAAAAGGCAGCAAGAAGGUUGGCAGAUAGCAGAAUCCAAUGACUUGAAUAUUUCCUUCAAGAAGAUCAUGAGCUUCUUAUCUUAG
Miscanthus lutarioriparius is the source of this 477-nucleotide messenger RNA. The record is from the annotation of a GenBank genome assembly. Lineage: Eukaryota; Viridiplantae; Streptophyta; Magnoliopsida; Poales; Poaceae.